Messenger RNA from Coprinopsis cinerea okayama7#130, 276 nucleotides. RefSeq lists its product as hypothetical. Bases 1 to 276 code for a protein of 91 amino acids. The record is from RefSeq and is a predicted model, not a curated record. The transcript has a single exon. Lineage: Eukaryota; Fungi; Basidiomycota; Agaricomycetes; Agaricales; Psathyrellaceae.
AUGACGAUCUCCAAGCGCAAGGUUGAGCCACCUCCCCCUUUCGGGGUAAAGGCGUUACAUGGGCGGGUGGUCUCUACGAAACGGUCCAGCAAGGUGAAGUUCUUCCCUGCCCGAAGGACACCCUCCCCCAAAAAAAACCUCAGGCAGCCGACCCCGCGUAUUUCCACCCCUCGGAAGAGCCAUGGCCGCAUCUUCGACCACGAAGCUGUCGAGUAUCGCUUCUCUGCGGAUGAUUUCUCGCAGCCAAAAAAUCAGUCGAAGGCACGGAUUUAUUAG